This is a messenger RNA of Striga asiatica, 660 nucleotides long. NCBI's taxonomy places the organism in Eukaryota, Viridiplantae, Streptophyta, Magnoliopsida, Lamiales, Orobanchaceae. The record is from the annotation of a GenBank genome assembly.
AUGGGUACCCCUGAAACAUCCCGAGAGCCCUGCCCUGACCGAAUCUUGGACGACGUGGGUGGUGCCUUUGGCAUGGGCGCAGUUGGUGGAGCCGCUUUCCACUUCCUCAAAGGUAUCUACAACUCCCCAAAGGGCGAGCGCCUAGCUGGCGGCUCCCAGGCUGUGCGAAUGAACGCCCCACGCGUAGGUGGCAGCUUUGCCGUGUGGGGAGGCCUCUUCUCCACGUUCGACUGCAGCAUGGUGUAUCUUCGGCAGAAAGAGGACCCUUGGAACUCCAUCAUAGCCGGAGCAGCCACAGGUGGCUUCCUCCAAAUGAGGCAAGGCCUUGGGGCCGCCUCAAGGUCGGCUGUCUUUGGUGGUGUGCUUUUGGCCUUGAUUGAAGGUGCUGGGAUCAUGCUUAAUAAGAUUAUGAGUGCCCCACAGAAUCUGCCGCCUAUGGAAGAGCCUGUGCCUGCUGGGCUCCCGUCCAUGGGGCAGAUUCCGGGUCAGGGCUCGGUGAGUGUUGAGAGUGCACCUUCUUCGGCCACGUCAUCAUCUUCGUCGUGGUUUGGGGGAUUUUUUGGUGGUGGGAAGGAGGAGGUGACAGUGGGUGAUAGUAGCAAGACGAAUGUUCUUGAGAGCUUUGAUGCGCCUGCCCCACCGUCGUUCGAGUACAAAUGA